AUGGAAACACACUCCAAAAAACACGCGCUGGAAACUGACGGCAGGCCAGCUUCCUCACUCCCGAGUCGUCAACUGCCCACACACGCUAUUCCCAACAAGCAACGCCGGCAGCGAGCCCGGCGGCGCGCCGCCAAACACUGUCUGAAAAGUGCCUACCGACCUGGCCCCGUUGCACACCGUCCCGCCUCCGGACCGGAGAUAGGCCGUGCACGUGCUGCCGCCAGACGGGUUGAACAUCCACGCACCACAGGUACUCGUGUUCAAGCAUGCGGCGCAGCAUGCUGCUGCGGAGCCCAGGCCGCCUGGCAGGCUGAACCCGGGCCCGAUGCUCGAGGACGCGUACACGAUGGGCUUGCCCUUGUAUUGGCUGAGGAUGUUGUCGCUCUGGCAGGCCGCGUAGACCGUUACAGCAGGACCAGCGGCCGUGGAGGUUGCUGUCACGGUUGUUGUGGUUGUGGAUAUGGCGAUGGUAGUGAUGGUGGUGGUUGCCGGCUCUGUAGGUCCGGUGGAGGAAACUGCGCUGGGCGUCUGAGUUACGGUUGCGGUCGUGGUCGUCGUGGUCGUGAUGAUGUCUGUGCUUGUUGUAGCUGGCGUGGGGGCAGUGACGGUGAAGGUCAUCGUUGUCUGCUCCGUGAUGUGGUUGUUGUUGCCGCGGCAGUUGUCGUCGUGGUCGUCGCAACGGUGCCCAUCUCGGUUUGCGUCGUGACCGAAAUGACUGUGUCCGGCGUGGAGGUGGUGGUUGUGAACGACGUUUGGGUUAUGGUCGUGGUACCAGUCUCGGUGCACACGGUGCCAGCUGUGGCCGACGAUGAAGAGCACGAAGCAGGCUGGGAAACCGUCACUGUCUGCGUUACUGUCACUAUGCUCGUCUCUGUCUCUGUUUCUGUCCCUGUCGUGGUAGUGGUUCCAAGCAUGGUCGUGACGGCUGUCACCGUCACAUACAUGACACUUGUUGCGGUGCAGGCCGUGGCAAAGACAGUCACGGUACUGGGCGGCGCGCACGUUCCGGGUCCCAGCGGCGUCGAAAUGGACGAGGGCGUGCUCGCGACACAUGUCGAGAUUGUCAAUGUGUCACAUGGUGAUACUGUCGUCGUGCUGGUUUCAGUGACUGUCUCCGCUGGAUAUGAGCAGGUUGAUGUAAGGACGGUGGUUGUGCCAGGCGGACCAGACGCUGACGCCGACCAGGUGGACGACAACACCGUUGAGGACGAUGCCGUAGCCGAUUGCUCGGGAUAA
This is a messenger RNA of Microdochium trichocladiopsis, 1236 nucleotides long. RefSeq lists its product as uncharacterized. The record is from RefSeq and is a predicted model, not a curated record. Bases 1 to 1236 code for a protein of 411 amino acids. Lineage: Eukaryota; Fungi; Ascomycota; Sordariomycetes; Xylariales; Microdochiaceae. The transcript is spliced from 2 exons.